This is a messenger RNA of Cotesia congregata, 2682 nucleotides long. NCBI's taxonomy places the organism in Eukaryota, Metazoa, Arthropoda, Insecta, Hymenoptera, Braconidae. The record is from the annotation of a GenBank genome assembly.
AUGGGGUUUUUUGUAGUGGUUAAAGUUAUUGUCGGAUUGUUAAUGGUAGGUUUUAUGUCAUUGUUUUAUUUACAAAAGUCGUCUGUCAAAACGAUAGAAUUGCCGAAUACUUGGUGGGGUCCAGGAACAGAAAAUUUACAAGCUGACAAAACUGUCAGACAGUUUGAAAUUUUAUUUACUGAAGCGCAAGUGAAUGACCUGAAAAGCAGAUUGAAAAACACGAGAGACUUGGCUCCACCUUUGGAAGGUACAGGAUGGACUUACGGAACAAGUGGGACUUUUUUGAAAAAAAAUAUUGUUGAUUACUGGCUGAACAAGUAUGACUUCAAAAAGCGACUCGCGUAUUUGAACAAGUACGACCAAUUUAAAACAAACAUUCAAGGUUUGGAUAUUCAUUUCAUUCACGUGAAACCUAAAAAUACCCAAGGAAAAAAAGUGGUACCUUUGUUAAUUCUCCACGGCUGGCCAGGAUCAGUCAGAGAAUUUUACGAAUUAAUUCCCAUGCUGACUUCUCCACAAGCAGACCAUGAUUUUGUUUUCGAAGUUAUUGUGCCUUCGUUACCAGGUUUUGGUUUCUCCAGCCCUGCAGUGCGACCUGGGUUGGGUGCCAAAGAAAUGGCUGUUGUUAUGAUGAAUCUGAUGCGCAGACUGGGCUUCGAUAAAUUCUAUACCCAAGGCGGCGACUGGGGAUCUAUCAUUGUCGGACAAAUGGCGACGUUAUUCCCUCAACACGUCUUAGGAAUUCAUUCAAAUUUUUGUGGCGUAUUAGGCUUCAAAACAACUUUAAAAACAUUCUUAUACAGUUUUUUCCCUUCAUUACUACUGCCUAAAGAAGAUCAUCAUCUUCUUUAUCCAAUGAAGAAACAUUUCUUCAACAAACUUCUUGAGACUGGCUACUUGCAUAUACAAGCAACCAAACCUGAUACUGUUGGAAUCGGUCCAAGUGACUCUCCCGCAUCUCUAGCCGGUUACGUGCUAGAAAAAUUUUCUUCAGCAACAAAUCCCGAUUACAAAACCAGAGAUGAUGGGGGAAUUUACGAAAAAUUCACUGCAGACGCUUUGAUUGACAAUUUAAUGAUGUACUGGAUACCAAAUAGCAUGACUACGGCCAUGAGAAUUUACGCAGAAUCAUUUAAUUUGCAAUCUAGCUUGAACGAGAUCUGGCCUAUUAUAAUCCCGAGUGCCUGCGCGCAAUUUCCCAAAGAGUUGAUCUUCUUUCCUGAAGAAUUUCUCCGAGAUAAAUUCUACAAUCUAAUCCAAGUGACAAGGAUGCCUCGAGGAGGACACUUUGCUGCUCUAGAGGAGCCCAAACUCCUGUCAGACGACGUCUGGAAAUUCGUAGCAGCCGUUGAUAAUUCUUCAAAGAAUUGCUGUUUGAAAAAUGAAAUAGAAAUUCCGAGAAUGCCGGAGCCAAACUGGGGACCAGUUGACGGUACCAAGGAUUCAUCAGUGCGACCAUUUAAAAUCUCAGUUCCCAAGGACGUAAUCAACGAUCUUAAAGAACGAUUGUUACGGACACGUGAGCCGGUACCGCCACUUGAGAACGUCGGAUGGACUUACGGACUCUCAAGCAAAUACUUUAAAAAAAUAAUCGAUUAUUGGAUUAAUAAAUAUGAUUGGUACAAGCGUCAAGAUUUGCUUAAUAAAUAUCCACAAUUUAUCACAAACAUUCAAGGACUUGAUAUACAUUUUUAUCAUGUCAAGCCGAGCAAAUCGCUAAGUACUGAUGGCAAACCACUGAAAGUACUUCCACUUCUGCUGGUCCACGGCUGGCCAGGUUCAGUCGUUGAGUUCCAAAAAAUAAUUCCGAUGUUAACGACACCGAGGCCGGGAAAAGACUUUGUUUUUGAAGUUAUUGCGCCUUCCUUGCCUGGGUAUGGCUUUUCUCAAGGAGCUGUCAGACCUCAUAUGGGUCAUGCUCAGAUGGCUGUUGUUAUGAAGAAUCUGAUGACGAGAUUAGGCUUUGAUAAAUUUUAUACCCAAGGCGGCGAUUGGGGGAGCGCUAUUACGACAGAUAUCAGUACUUUGUUUUCUGAAAGAGUUACUGGUGCCCAUUUAAAUAUGUGUGGAGUACGAAAUUCAAAAUCGUUCUUCUGGCUGUUAGUAGGCUCAUAUUUCCCGUCACUGGUCAUUGAAUCCGAGCACUAUUCCAAAGUAUAUCCGUUGACCGAAAAAUGGUCGAGAUUACUUGAAGAGUCUGGUUAUUUCCAUCUUCAAGCUACGAAACCUGAUACUAUCGGCACAGCACUGAUGCAAGCACCCGCAUCUCUUGCAACUUAUAUCCUGGAAAAAUUCAGCACGUGGACCAAUCCUGAGUACAGGUUCCGCGACGACGGCGGUUUGUUGGAAAAGUUUUCCAUGGAUGAAUUGCUUGACAAUAUAAUGGUUUAUUGGAUCACUGAUUCGAUAACAACCAGCGUGAGACUCUACGCCGAAAGUUUCAGUUCUGAAAAUAACAACAAAUAUGAUUCAUUGACGACAAAUGUACCAGUAGCGUGUGCAAAUUUCCCCCACGAAAUAGCGUACACACCAAAAUCAUUAAUUGAAAUGCGAUUUAAAAAUCUAAUUCAAUUCAAUCAUCUCCCUCGUGGUGGACACUUUGCUGCUUUUGAAGAACCAAAACUUCUUGCUGAUGAUUUUUGGGAAUUUGUUGAAAAAGUUGAACAAAAAUUCACAAAAUAA